Molecule: messenger RNA, 688 nt
Organism: Capsicum annuum
Lineage: Eukaryota; Viridiplantae; Streptophyta; Magnoliopsida; Solanales; Solanaceae
Product: methyl jasmonate esterase 1-like
Exons: 3
Coding region: 1-600 (199 amino acids)
Biological process (GO): salicylic acid metabolic process; jasmonic acid metabolic process
Molecular function (GO): methyl salicylate esterase activity; methyl jasmonate esterase activity; methyl indole-3-acetate esterase activity
Source: RefSeq, a predicted model, not a curated record
AUGGCAGUUCAACUUUCACCAAAGAUUGUUGUACUCAUAAAAUUGUCGGGGCAUAAUGUCACAGCUAUUGACUUGGGUGGUUCAGGGAUCAACCCCAAGCAGGUGCUCGAAGUCCCACGUUUGUCUGAUUACUUCAGUCCGCUAAUGGAUUUCCUGACUUCUCUUCAUGCACAUGAGAAAGUGGUUCUGGUAGGCCAUAGCCUUGGUGGAUUCGCGAUAUCUAGAGCCAUGGAAAGCUUCCCUCAAAAUAUUUUAGUAGCUAUAUUUGUCACAGCUGUAAUGCCUGGUCCAACUCUAAAUGCGACCACUAUCUAUAGCAAGGAUUGGGCAUUGGCGACUAUGCUAGUUAGGCCACGAUAUUUAUAUAAUUUGGAGGACAUAUCUAAAGUGAUGGCUCUUUCGAGCAAUAGGUAUGGAUCAGUAAGACGAGUGUUUAUUGUAGCUGGUGAAGAUAAACAACUAACGAAGGAAUUCCAACAAUGGAUGAUUGAAAGGAAUCCUCCUGAUGAAGUGAAAGAGAUACCGGAUGCUGAUCACAUGGUCAUGAUGUCUAGGUCCCUUCAACUUUUCACUCUUCUUCUGCGCAUUAUUCACGAGUGACAAGCUUUGCUUAAGUUAUACACCUUUUCAUUCCAUAUAUUCAAGAAAAAACAGAAUUGAUAAUAACUUGUAAAAAUUUCCUUCUUCA